This is a messenger RNA of Jaculus jaculus (lesser Egyptian jerboa), 3583 nucleotides long. It is a transcript of the gene Afap1l2, whose product is annotated as actin filament associated protein 1 like 2. The record is from RefSeq and is a predicted model, not a curated record. Gene Ontology annotation, biological process: positive regulation of DNA-templated transcription; regulation of interleukin-6 production; inflammatory response. Lineage: Eukaryota; Metazoa; Chordata; Mammalia; Rodentia; Dipodidae. Bases 42 to 2504 code for a protein of 820 amino acids. Gene Ontology annotation, cellular component: cytosol. Gene Ontology annotation, molecular function: SH3 domain binding; SH2 domain binding. The transcript is spliced from 19 exons.
CGGAGCGGAGCCGGGUGGUCGGAGCGCACGCCGCGGUCCCCAUGGAGCGCUACAAAGCCCUGGAGCAGUUGCUGACGGAGCUGGAUGACUUCCUGAAGGUUCUGGACCAGGAGAACUUGAGUAGCACGGCCGUGGUGAGGAAGAGCGGCCUGGCUGAGCUCCUGCGGCUUUACACCAAGAGCAGCAGUUCUGAUGAGGAAUACAUUUACAUGAACAAAGUAUCAGUCAACAGGGAACAGAACUUGGAGACUCAAGACAAAGUGCCCGAAGAGCAAGGCCUACUGACCAACGGGGAGCCCAGUCAGCACUCCUCAGCCCCGCAGAAGAGCCUUCCUGACCUCCCUCCACCCAAGACGAUUCCCGAGCGGAAACAGCUCCCAGCCUCGAAGAUCGAGUCCCCCGAGGGUUACUAUGAAGAGGCAGAGCCCUACGACCCUUCCCUCAACGAGGACGGAGAGGCCGUGAGCAGCUCCUACGAGUCCUACGAUGAGGAAGAGACCAGCAAGGGCAAGUCCGUCCCCCACCAGUGGCCCUCGCCGGAGGCCAGCAUCGAGCUGAUGCGGGACGCUCGCAUCUGUGCCUUCCUGUGGCGCAAGAAGUGGCUGGGCCAGUGGGCCAAGCAGCUCUGCGUGAUCAGGGACACCAGGCUCCUGUGCUACAAGUCCUCCAAGGACCACAGCCCUCAGCUGGACGUGAACUUGCGGGGCAGCAGCGUCAUUCACAAGGAGAAGCAGGAGCGGAAGAAGGAGCACAAGCUGAAGAUCAUGCCCAUGAACGCCGACGUGAUCGUGCUGGGCCUGCAGAGCAAGGACCAAGCCGAGCAGUGGCUUCGGGUCAUCCAGGAGGUGAGCUGCCUGCCUUCCGAAGGAGCCUCGGAGGGAAACCAGUACACCCCAGAUGGCCAGCGCCCGAACUGUCAGAAACAAGAUAUAGCUGAAAAGUACCUGUCAGCUUCGGAAUAUGGGAGCUCCACUGAUGGCCACCCGGAGGUCCCAGAGACCAAAGAUGCAGUCAAGAAGAAAUGUUCUACCGGCCUCAAACUGAGCAACCUAAUGAAUCUGGGCAGGAAGAAAUCCACCUCGCUGGAGCCCCCGGAGAGAUCCCUCCAGACGUGCAGCUACCUGAACGUGCUGGUGAACAGCCAGUGGAAGUCACGCUGGUGCUUAGUCAGAGACAGUCACCUGCAUUUCUAUCAGGACCGGAACCGGAGCAAAGCAGCCCAGCAGCCCCUCAGCCUGGUGGGCUGUGAGGUGGUCCCGGACCCCAGCCCCGAACACCUGUAUUCCUUCCGCAUCCUACACAACGGCGAGGAGCUGGCCAAGCUGGAGGCCAAAUCCUCUGAGGAGAUGGGCCAUUGGCUAGGCCUCCUGCUUUCCGAGUCUGGCUCCAGGACGGACCCAGAAGAGUUCACCUAUGACUAUGUGGAUGCCGAGAGGGUUUCCUGUAUUGUGAGUGCAGCCAAAACCUCUCUCUUACUAAUGCAGAGAAAGUUCUCAGAGCCCAACACGUACAUUGAUGGCCUUCCCAGCAGGGACCACCAGGAGGAGCUAUAUGACGAUGUGGAGACGUCGGAGCUUACCACAGGGGUGGAAACUGCUGAGGAAGCCACCCCGACCAUAGAUGCCCCUGAUGAGAAUGAACUCGACCGAGUGUACCUGGACCUCACGCCAGUCAAGUCUUUCCUGCACAGCCCCAGUGGGGUGCAGGUCCAAGCCUCUCUCCCAACUCCCCCACAUCUGGAGGAUAUGGCUGAAUCCCACCCUGCAGACUCAUGGCCAGGCUGCACCCCAGAUGAGCCCCCCACAAAGUCUCAAGAGAUUCCUGAAGAGCAGAGUCAGCUGGAGAGCCAGGAGAAGGAGGAACCUGCCCAGAGAAUCACCACUGUCAAACUGCAGACUGAGCAGCAGAGGAUCUCCUUUCCAGCCAACUGCCCUGACACCGUGGCUUCUUCCCCUGCCAGCACCAGCCCGCCCAUGAAGGACAGGCCGCGGGUGACCAGCGCAGAGAUCAAACUCGGCAAGAAUCGGACAGAAGCGGAGGUGAAGCGGUACACGGAGGAAAAGGAAAGACUGGAGAAGAAGAAGGAAGAGAUCCGGGGCCACCUAGCUCAGCUGCGGAAAGAGAAGCGGGAGCUGAAGGAGACCCUGUUAAAAUGCACUGACAAGGAAGCCUUGGCUAGUCUGGAGCAGAAGUUGAAGGAAGUGGAGGAGGAAUGCCGGAUAGAGGAGAGCAGGCGGGUGGACCUUGAGCUCAACAUCAUGGAGGUGAAGGACAAUUUGAAGAAGGCUGAGGCUGGUCCUGUCACACUGGGCACUACUGUGGACACCACCCACCUGGACAACAUGAGUCCUCGUCCACAGCCCAAAGCUGCCACCCCUACCCCAGACUGCACCCCAGUCAACUCUGCAUCCGUGCUCAAGAACAGGCCUCUUUCGGUCAUGGUCACAGGCAAAGGCACUGUCCUCCAGAAAGCCAAGGAAUGGGAGAAGAAAGGAGCAAGUUAGGAUACAAGAAACCAUCUAGACUCUUGUGUCAAUGUGGACCUUGCUGACAAUCCUGCUUCAGUCACGACUUCAUUAAAACAGCAACUCUGAGAAAGGGGGAGUCUGUUUAGAAGAAAAAAAGCAAGGACUGGGGUGCUGUGGAUGAGGAACCUCAGCUGAGAGGAGGAAGCCACUGUCCCCUUUCCAAGCCAAAGGGAGAACAGCAGCAACCGCAAAGACUCCUUUGGAGACCCAAGUCUAUUAGCCGUCCACGAGACAUUGUUGUAUUUAGGAAUGUUCUGUGUUUCUGUUUUUGAAGAUUUUAUCUAUUGCUUCAUCAAGAUUUGUAAGUAGUGAAAAAUGGCCGUGUAACCUUGGUGACUGAGAAAACUGAAACAUCUGACCUUCAUCUCUUAUCCUAUACCCGGCAGUGUUGGGGACUAAACCACCCUUGCCUUUAAGUCUGUUCUGCCAGUGGCCCAACUUGGUCUUUGGUGAUUUUAAACAGCAUUGACAGGACCUGGAUAAAACCACCAAUGACAUGAACUUUGAGAACCAGUAACAGAAGGAAAGAUUUGGGACUAAGCUGACCCCUACCCCAAGGUAAGGACUUCUUCCCAGUCUAAGGCAGUACUGAUUCAACUGUCUUUAAAAAGUUUUUUAAGUGAUGCUGUAUUAUAUUAACAAAUGUCCCUGUGUUUACAGAUUCAGGCCACUUUUAAGGGAAGAGUUAUUUAAUAUAAUUCUUUUUCCCCUGUUUUAAAGAUUUGUUUUAAUUUAUGGUCCCUGGUGAGGCAAAAAGUGAUAAAUUUUGGCUAGGGUAGUCUUUCUCAUUUCUUCAAAUUGGCAGUGUUUGUUUAUGCUGUCCCUCCUGUCUCUUGAUGGCAUUAACACAGGUUGAAACAUUUCAUGUCAUUUUUGCUCUACUUCCAGGCAUUCUGAAUCAGUUCUCUCAACACUGGUUCCUGGAAGUUAAAGGUCUUCUUUAUUCUUAUUGUCUUUCUAAUCCCAGGGCAUUUAUUUCCUGUGUCAAAAACACUUAGUGACCUUUACCAAGUGGUGAUUUCGAUUUUUUUUUUUAAAUAAAAAUGUUCCUUGUA